UCGUAAGAUUUAUUUUUGUUGGCCAGAAAGAAACUGAAGAGCCCCUUGACUGUCUUCUGCGGCGAAAAAGAGAGCGAAGCUUGAAAUCUCCGAUUAAGCCAUGAAUGCUCCAGACCGAUACGAGCGAUUCGUCGUCCCUGAAGGAACCAAGAAGGUUUCUUAUGAUAGGGAUACGAAGAUCAUCAAUGCCGCUUCCUUCACGAUUGAGAGAGAAGACCAUACGAUUGGAAACAUUGUUCGCAUGCAACUUCACCGUGACGAGAAUGUCUUGUUUGCUGGAUAUCAACUUCCUCAUCCUCUCAAGUACAAAAUCAUAGUGAGGAUUCACACAACAAGCCAGUCUUCCCCAAUGCAAGCAUACAACCAGGCCAUCAAUGAUCUGGACAAGGAGCUCGAUUAUUUGAAGAACCAGUUUGAGGCUGAGGUGGCCAAGUUUUCCAAUCAGUUUUAAGGAAGGAGUCCUCCAUCAGCACAUCGGGAAAAACGAUUUGCAUUGUCUUUCGCUAAGCACCAACCACAAGACUUAUUAUGAGCUUGUGAAAUUUUCCCCAGUUAUGCUUUGUAUAAAUCAGAAACAGAUCGCCCUGUAACUUGUUUUCACUCUUAUGUUUCAACACCAUUUGAGGAUGCUAUGAAGUAAUGCUUAGGUUACCUCUUGUUUUUACCA
Messenger RNA from Arabidopsis lyrata subsp. lyrata, 667 nucleotides. Its product is annotated as DNA-directed RNA polymerases II, IV and V subunit 11. Gene Ontology annotation, biological process: transcription by RNA polymerase II. NCBI's taxonomy places the organism in Eukaryota, Viridiplantae, Streptophyta, Magnoliopsida, Brassicales, Brassicaceae. Gene Ontology annotation, cellular component: RNA polymerase II, core complex. The record is from RefSeq and is a predicted model, not a curated record. Gene Ontology annotation, molecular function: DNA binding; protein dimerization activity. The transcript is spliced from 5 exons. The coding region runs from base 101 to 451 and encodes 116 amino acids.